AUGAGCGAUUCACAUUCACAACAAAUAGCGGAAAGCACGACAAGAAUCAAAGAUUUACACGAAGCGGAAAAAAAAUUGGUACUGCUGCUGGAAACAGCAGGAGAAGCUUUGGCCGUGCUGUCCGAGGACGGACCCCACGACAACAGCACCGACGAUACAAUCGAAGAACGCGUACAAGUGUUCCGCAAUUUAGCGUCGCGAUAUUUUUCCAUUGUGAAUGACGUUCAACUGGCAUUACGGAAUCAUACUCACUACUUGGCCAAGAAAUAUGGACAGCCGCUAUUGACACCAUUUAUCAACGGGUACAAGAUAUAA
Messenger RNA from Radiomyces spectabilis, 315 nucleotides. RefSeq lists its product as uncharacterized. Lineage: Eukaryota; Fungi; Mucoromycota; Mucoromycetes; Mucorales; Radiomycetaceae. The record is from RefSeq and is a predicted model, not a curated record. The coding region runs from base 1 to 315 and encodes 104 amino acids. Gene Ontology annotation, biological process: regulation of transcription by RNA polymerase II. The transcript has 4 exons. Gene Ontology annotation, molecular function: transcription coregulator activity. Gene Ontology annotation, cellular component: mediator complex.